This is a messenger RNA of Knipowitschia caucasica, 1839 nucleotides long. The record is from the annotation of a GenBank genome assembly. NCBI's taxonomy places the organism in Eukaryota, Metazoa, Chordata, Actinopteri, Gobiiformes, Gobiidae.
AUGUCUGCAGACCCGUGCUCCCUCUCCUCCAUCAGCAGCUGCACCACCAGACACCUGAGCCUGUGUCUGACUGUGGACUUCCCCCAACGAGUGCUCAGGGGCCGUGCGACACUCACCGUGGAGGCUCUGGAGGACCGCUUCUCCACUCUGACUUUGGACACCAGAGACCUGAAGAUUGUCUCAGUGAGUGCAAAUGGUCAGGAUGCCAGCUUCAACCUCGGGGCCAAGCACAGCUUCAAAGGCACCCCUCUGGAAAUAACCUUGCCUUUUCAUAUCUCAAGGGGUCAGCAUGUUAUAGUGGAAGUGACAUAUGAGACCUCUCCUUCUGCUACUGCUCUACAAUGGCUUACACCUGAGCAGACAGCGGGCAAGGAGCAUCCUUAUCUAUUCAGCCAAUGUCAGGCACAUCAUUGCAGAAGCAUGGUUCCAUGUCAAGACAGUCCCUCAGUCAAGCACACCUAUUAUGCCCAGGUGUCAGUCCCAAAAGAUCUGGUCGCAGUAAUGAGUGCUGUUCGUGAUGGCCACGAGGUUGAUCCUCAGGACAACCAGCGGAUCAUCUAUCGCUUCAGACAGCCAGUGGCCAUGCCUUCAUACUUGAUUGCCAUAGUGGUGGGAGCACUUGAAAGCAGAGAAAUUGGACCAAGAUCUAGAGUUUGGUCUGAGAAAGAAUUUGUGGACCAAGCAGCCUCAGAGUUUUCCGAGACAGAAAUGAUGCUGCAGACCGCUGAAAAGCUGGCCGGCCCAUAUGUGUGGGGUCAGUAUGACAUCCUGGUUCUGCCGCCUUCUUUCCCUUAUGGCGGCAUGGAGAACCCCUGUCUGACCUUUGCCACACCUACUCUUCUGGCAGGAGACAAAUCUUUAUCUAAUGUAAUUGCCCACGAAAUCUCCCACAGUUGGACGGGGAAUUUGGUGACCAACAAAACCUGGGAGCAUUUUUGGUUGAACGAGGGCCACACUGUGUACCUGGAGAGGAUGAUCGGUCGACAAAUGGAAAGUGAGCAGUUCAGACAGUUUAAGGCCAUGGGAGGUUGGAAAGAUCUGCAGGACUCUGUGAACACUUUUGGUGCCAACAGCCCGCUGACUAACCUGGUGCCCAGCCUCCAGGACGUAGAUCCAGAUGAUGCCUUCUCCUCUGUCCCGUAUGAGAAGGGCUUUGCUCUGUUGUACCAUCUGGAGGAGCUGAUGGGAGGACCAGAGGUGUUCAUGGAGUUUGUGAAGUCAUAUAUCCAGAUGUUUGCUUACAGCAGUGCCACCACUGAUCAGUGGAAGGAUUAUCUGUUUUCGUACUUUAAAGACAAGGUAGACAUUUUAAAGAAAGUGGACUGGAAUGCCUGGAUGUAUACACCGGGAAUGCCUCCUGUCAAGCCUCAGUAUGACACAACACUGGCCAAUGCCUGCAUCACCUUAAGUCAGAAAUGGAUUAAGGCCAAAGAACAGGACCUGGGGGGUUUCAACGUAUCGGACAUCACAGCUUUGUCAUCUCACCAGCUCAUUGAGUUCUUGUCACUUUUGCUUCAAGAGAGCCCGUUACCGCUGACUCAUGUAAAGAAGAUGCAGGAUCUUUACAACCUCAACAGUUUCAUGAACUCAGAAAUUCGCUUCAGAUGGCUGCGCUUGUGUGUGCGCUCCAAAUGGGAGGAAAUGGUUCCCGUGGCCCUGAAAAUGGCAACAGAACAGGGCAGGCUUAAGUUUACACGUCCACUUUUUAGAGAGGUGUACGCCCUUGAGAAGUAUCGUGAUGAAGCUGUGCAAGUGUUUAUCGGCCAUCGUGCUGCCAUGCACCCGGUCACAGCGGGACUGGUGGCCAAAGACCUGAAAGUAGAGAGCACUGGUCUGUGA